Molecule: messenger RNA, 1140 nt
Organism: Podospora pseudopauciseta
Lineage: Eukaryota; Fungi; Ascomycota; Sordariomycetes; Sordariales; Podosporaceae
Exons: 3
Coding region: 1-1140 (379 amino acids)
Source: RefSeq, a predicted model, not a curated record
AUGUCGAUAAUCCAGAUUCUUGGUCAGGUCUCAAGGAGAUGGCUCACCUCAUCCUGUUGGUGCUGCUUGUCAACACCUACGCCUACGCUGCCUCCCAGCCGGCGGCUACAGAUACUGGGUCAACGAAACCCAGCCUCCAGCGUGACCCAAACUUUCAUGGCCUACCCGCGCGAGGUCCUCUACCAAGCCCGCAGCGCCGCCGCUCGCCUCAACGAUCAGCUCGACUUCGACUUCCACAACGUCUUCCACGCCAUCUUCAAGGUCAGCGUCUGCACCCAAAACACCUACCGCUACUCCCCCGAGUACGACCACGCCUGGGGUCCCACCGCAGGCGUCCCUUGGCAAAUAGUAUCAGACACCAUGUUCGGCCUGGGCAACAACUGGCGCUCCACAGACAACCGCAUUGACGCCCACCUCCGCAUCUACUGCAACGACGGCGCCAGAUACGAACACUCGGCCAACGGCCAGCUCUGGGACACCGUCGAGCACUUCUACCGCCCCGCCGGCGACGGCGGAGUCCACGCCUGCCAGGAGCAAACCUUCCACCGUUGCUACGUGACCCACCUUCAUCAACUGGGCGAUACUGGAGGGCGUGUCCGACGUGCCAUUUUACUCCGUCAUGGACAUCCGUCAAAACCUGUGGAACGUCCUCGGUCAGCUGGACCAGUCCCAACUCCGAGGACUAUCGAUCGGGCUCAGAUGGCGUAUGGAGGGAGGAGAGAGAGAGAGAGAGAGAGAGAGAGAGAGAAAGAUGACAUGCACAACCUGGCGGUUUUCUCCCUCGGGCUGGAGCAGAUGCCCGUCCAGACGCUGUUCCACGAGUGGAUGCACGCCAUGCCGUUUCUCGGGCAGGAUUAUCCAGACGCCCGAGGUAUGAGCGGGAGUUGGGACUAUGUGAUCACUCUGUUCAUAGAGCAAGCGUUGCAUGUUCCAGAGGCCUACAUAUAUCUCGGCCUCUGGGCUGCCCUUGCUGACCUGAGCCCAAGCGGUUACCUGGACGCCAAUGGCAGGGGAGGUGGAUACACAAUCGACCGCUUCUGGGGCAUACGGCCUGAGGAAACCAAAUGGGACCAGAAUUUCCUUGAGGACAACACGGGUGAAACCGACAAUCCGGCUUUUGGAGGCUGGAUUACGGCGUAA